Mollisia scopiformis is the source of this 1593-nucleotide messenger RNA. RefSeq names its product acid protease. Gene Ontology annotation, molecular function: aspartic-type endopeptidase activity. The transcript has 3 exons. Lineage: Eukaryota; Fungi; Ascomycota; Leotiomycetes; Helotiales; Mollisiaceae. Gene Ontology annotation, biological process: proteolysis. Bases 1 to 1593 code for a protein of 530 amino acids. The record is from RefSeq and is a predicted model, not a curated record.
AUGGCGUCCCUCGCCUCCCUCGCGACGAGUCUUCUCCUCGCCUCCUCCGUCUCCGCAAAUACCAUCUCCUUCAACAUCGCCCGCAACGCUGGCGCUGAGUCCGCCCAGCUCGAGCGUCGCCAACUGUCCCUCUCGACCGCUCCCCUGUUGAAGCGUGCCGGUACCGUGAAUGCCCAGUUGACGAAUGCCGAGGUCGAGGGUCUGUACUUUGCGAAUGUGAGUGUCGGUACGCCGGGCCAGAAUCUGGCGCUGCAGAUUGAUACGGGGAGUUCGGAUGUGUGGGUUCCUGCCAGUACGGCUAGUUUGUGUUCGAAUGCUAAGGAGGGUGGUUGUCCUAAUGGUGCUUUCACUUCGGGCAAAUCAAAGACUUUCGAUAUUGUCGAGCAGAAUGGUUUCAACAUCUCUUACGUCGAUGGUACUGGUUCUACCGGAGAUUAUUUCCAGGAUACAUUCAGCAUUGGCGGUGCUUCGUUGAACAAUUUCCAGAUGGGUUUGGCUACGGAUACUACCAUUGGUACUGGCAUCAUGGGUAUUGGAUACAACACUUCAGAAGCCAAUUUGGAUACCACGGAUGGAGGCAAUGGAACUGAGUAUCCCAACUUGCCAUUGGCCAUGGUCAACGCUGGAGCUAUCAACUCGGCUGCUUACAGCUUGUGGUUGAACGAUCUGCAGGCCACUUCUGGAUCCAUCCUUUUCGGUGGUGUCGAUACUGACAAAUAUACUGGUGACUUGAUUUCCGUCAAGGUUUACCCAGACAGCCAAGGAGGUCAAACCACUUCAUUCACAGUUGCUUUCACUUCCCUCUCAGCAACCAGCUCCUCAGGAACUGAUCAACUCACCCCCGCCAACUAUGCCGAAGCAGCCAUUCUUGACUCCGGAACUACCAUUACUCUUCUCCCAGACGAUGUUGCAACUGCCGUAUUUGAGGAGCUUGGAGCUACCGUUUCACAAGAGCUCGGUGCUGUAGUUGUUCCUUGUUCUCUGGCCGAGAAUACCGGAUACCUCACCUACGGCUUCGGCGGAACUGGAGGACCACAAAUCAAGGUUCAAGUCUCCCAACUUGUCCUACCUCUCACUUUGACCAACGGCCGAACCCCAACCUACACCAACGGUGAGACGGCUUGUCAACUCGGCGUCCAAGCCGCUGACGGCCUCCCCGUGCUAUUCGGUGACACUUUCUUGCGAUCAGCAUACGUUGUCUAUGAUCUCGAGAACAACCGUAUCGCACUCGCUCAAACCGACUUCAACUCCACCAGUUCAAACGUCGUCUCGUUCGCUAGCUUAGGUGCCCCAAUUCCAAGCGCCACCACUGCUGCCAACGAAGACCAAGUCACCCAGACCGCUACCGGAAUUCCAAAGGUUGAAACAUCAGGAACAGCCACCGGUAGCGCCGCUGCAACAUACAAUCCUACUGCCACCGGCUUCAGUGCCGCCAGUGGAUUCGCCGCAACAUCUACAUCAACAUCAACAUCAAGCUCAAAGAAGAGCGCAGCUGGUUCCGGACCAGAACCCUUCGCUUGGUCGAGAGUUGUAGUUGCGGGUGUAUCACUUGCUUUGGCUGGUGUUGGUGGAGGUGUCUUUGCUUUAUUGUAA